Molecule: messenger RNA, 1029 nt
Organism: Necator americanus (New World hookworm)
Lineage: Eukaryota; Metazoa; Nematoda; Chromadorea; Rhabditida; Ancylostomatidae
Exons: 12
Coding region: 1-1029 (342 amino acids)
Cellular component (GO): endoplasmic reticulum
Molecular function (GO): calcium ion binding
Source: RefSeq, a predicted model, not a curated record
AUGUUGGCUGAUUCAGCGAGAAGAUCUCGAAUGUCGAUAACGUGUCAUACCGAAUGUCCCCCGCUUUGUCGGUUAAGUGAUUCUGUAAACAUGAGAUGGAUACUGUUCAUAUUACUUCCGCUGGUUGCUGCUGACAAAGAACGUGAAGUAGAUGGUGCGGCAGCACGUAUUCACAAGCAUUUAGGAGAAACUGAGGACGAUCAUGAAGGCGAUCAUCAAGCUGUACUUGGUUCGCGCAAAGCCGCCGAAGAAUUCGAUGAUAUGCCUAUUGAGGAAUCGAAAAGACGUCUAGAAAUUCUUGCCGUCAGGAUGGACACGAACGAAGACAGUUUUAUAGAUGAGAACGAGUUGACAAAUUGGGUGACACGAUCAAUGGUGUCGUUGGAUGAAGAGGAGGUCAAUGAACGAAUGACCGAAAUGGAUACAGACGGAGAUAAAUUGGUUUCAUGGGAUGAGUACGUGGCGGAUUCGUUUCCCGAGCAGGAUAUCAAGAAACUUGACCCCGAUGACAAGAAAUUGAUGGAUGAAGAUGCGUUAUAUUUCAAAGCUGCGGACCAGAACGCAGAUGGAAAGCUGAACAAAGAAGAACUAAGUGCUUUUCUAAAUCCAGAAAACUAUCAUCAUAUGCAUGCGACGCUGGUUGAGGUAACGAUGAAGGAGAAGGAUUUGAAUAAAGAUGGAGCGAUCGACCUGAAAGAAUUCCUUGGUGAAAUGGCUGACAGUUCGCAAAGCGAAUGGCAUAAGGUCGAAUCGGACAGAUUCAUGAAAGAGUACGAUACCGAUGGUGAUGGUGUUUUGCGUGGCGAAGAAGUGCGUCGUUGGUUGAUUCCGGAUGUGAAGACGGUUGCCAAACAGGAAGCUUCUCAUCUCAUCAGCGGUGCAGACAAGGACAAAGAUGGAAAACUAACGAUUUCGGAGAUUUUGGACGCUCAUCAGCUGUUUGUUGGAUCAGAAGCUACAGUGAUUGUUAAACCUUCACCACGCAUCCAUGCACAGAGGAACGGAUAUAAAUUGCAGCAGUUGAGCUAA